Staurois parvus is the source of this 369-nucleotide messenger RNA. The record is from the annotation of a GenBank genome assembly. NCBI's taxonomy places the organism in Eukaryota, Metazoa, Chordata, Amphibia, Anura, Ranidae.
AUGUGCGUCUUUGUCAUCUGCUCACGCUGCUGGGUUCCAGUUUUAAACCUAGGCUGUGUAUGGCUUCCGAAUACUGCUGCCUCCACCGCCACCCUGCGCCAUGUGCCUCUGUCGUCUGCUCACGCUGCUGACGGCUUCCUUCCGCUUUUUAAACUAGUCCUGUGUAUGUCUUCCGAAUACUGCUGCCUCCACCGCCACCCUGCGCCAUGUGCCACUUUCGGGUCUCCUCACACUGCUGCCAGGUCCAGAGUGUGUCAUGGGUCCCUGUACGGCCUCCCAUUGCUGCUGACUUCAUCGCCAGACUCUGCCAUGUGCCACUUUCAGGUCUCCUUACACUGUUGGUGGGUUCCAUUUUGUGAUAGGGUGCUG